Tilletiaria anomala UBC 951 is the source of this 978-nucleotide messenger RNA. RefSeq lists its product as uncharacterized. Gene Ontology annotation, cellular component: ribosome. Gene Ontology annotation, biological process: translation. NCBI's taxonomy places the organism in Eukaryota, Fungi, Basidiomycota, Exobasidiomycetes, Georgefischeriales, Tilletiariaceae. Gene Ontology annotation, molecular function: structural constituent of ribosome. The coding region runs from base 166 to 828 and encodes 220 amino acids. The transcript has 2 exons. The record is from RefSeq and is a predicted model, not a curated record.
ACGCAUUUCAUCCAGAAUUUGUUCUCCAGCAGUUAUCUCAUGAUUUGCCAGCUGCUUUCUCCCAACAAUCAGAGCAGGCAGCUGCCACCAUUUGACAACCCGCAUACAGCACGAGUUGGCCUUGCUUGAACGUAGAACAACUUACCUGUGCGAGUACAACUCAAAAUGGCGUUCGUCCCAUCGUUCUGCCGCCAGGCAGCCUUUACAAUCCGGACAGGGUCACAUGGUGGCUUCUCCUCGUCCCUCCGACUGGCGGCGCAGCAUGUCGGCUUCGUCAGUGCAAGAGCACUCAGCAAGCGCCCUGAAACUUCAUUGGCCAGCAUCAGGAAGUAUGCCACAGACUCUGCUCCUCUGGUCACAGCCGCAGCCUCGUCUUCCAGCUCGACACAAUCUCGCAGGGACGGUACUCUUUCGAAGAGGUCUGCUUCCUCACCAGCAGACGUCCUUGAUAGCUACGCAUCAGCAGAAGCGUAUGCUCCCCUUUUGAGCCGCUUUGAAAGGCCAAAGUCGCGCUCAAAGAUCAUGACAGCAGACGAUUUCGAACAGGCCUUCCGAGCCCGGCUGCGGCGCGGCUGGGCCACGCCGAACGACCCGACCUCGGGCCGCUCUGUCCCCGUCGGCCAUGGCGAUGUGCAAGGCGCAUACAGGAUUCUUGGCUCCAUUCUCAAGCGCAACAAUAUUCGUGGGGAGCUCAGGUUGGGAGAGAGGUACGAGAAGCCGAAUCAGAUGCGGAGAAGGAAGGCAAGCGAACGGCACCGCAGACGAUUCGCGGACAUGAUUCGCAAGAAGGUCCAGCUCGUCAUGCAAAAGAGGCGAAGAGGUGAAUGAAGGGCGUGCAAGCUGAGGUUGAGCGCAUUCAUUCCCUGCAUUCCCUCGCGGGAGCGAACGCGAUCCGAUUGCUUAACCCACGUCUCCUAGCCUCGCUGUACAAAACAAAACCAAAUACGCACUUUAGACACUCCCAUGCUAUUGUUGGAC